Anisakis simplex (herring worm) is the source of this 534-nucleotide messenger RNA. NCBI's taxonomy places the organism in Eukaryota, Metazoa, Nematoda, Chromadorea, Rhabditida, Anisakidae. The record is from the annotation of a GenBank genome assembly.
AUGCCUCAGCCUCAAACUCUAGGCGUUCAGCAGUCAGUUUCGAACCAACCGGAAUCUCAGAUUAUCUAUACCCGGCCUCAAUCAGCCGCCUCAAUUCUCGAACCGAGACCGCAAUAUCCACAAUCACAAGUUGAAACGGUCUACGCAAGAUCUGGAGUCACACAAAAUAUUCCGCAGCUAGAAACUAUUAUAUCGCAACGCCAAGUUACAUCUGUCGGAUCACAGCCUCAAUCUGAGCUUUCCAUGCCUCAGCAAUCUCAGAUUAUCUCUGCUGAGCAACUUCAAUCGCAGCAUCCGUCGAUCUUAUCAUAUGCACCUGAGCGUCAACCUAUGGAGUAUUCAGGAUCAAUUCAACAACCACAACAACAGCAGCAAAUGCAAAUCCAAGCACCUACAAUUCAGGAGUAUUCCAACUCGCAAUUUGUUCACUCUGGUGCAGCCUCAAUGCAACAAGCGGAAAUAAAAUGUCCUCCAGGAUCAUGUCCUCAAGCGCCAUGUCCUUGUGGAAAUAAUCGAAUUUCAGAGCAGGUUUGA